Gilbertella persicaria is the source of this 2219-nucleotide messenger RNA. RefSeq names its product GTP binding protein. Gene Ontology annotation, cellular component: mitochondrion. Gene Ontology annotation, molecular function: mitochondrial ribosome binding; GTP binding; GTPase activity. Gene Ontology annotation, biological process: positive regulation of translation. The coding region runs from base 175 to 2142 and encodes 655 amino acids. NCBI's taxonomy places the organism in Eukaryota, Fungi, Mucoromycota, Mucoromycetes, Mucorales, Choanephoraceae. The transcript is spliced from 16 exons. The record is from RefSeq and is a predicted model, not a curated record.
UUAGGUACAACACGAAUUGAACGCUGUGAUAAUCGAAGCAUCCUUAACAAUAAAGAAAAAAAAGAAAAAGAAAAGAAAAAUCUAUGCUAAUGCGUUAUGUAACAGAGUCCUUUAAAAAAAUAGUCACGUCUAUAUAAAAAUGGACACCCCCUUUCUUUCUUUUUGACAAAUACUAUGUUUCGACAGAUCGUCUCACUUACACCAUGUCAACGUCAAAAAGCUUUUUGUUUUUCUCGAUUGGCACCUCUAGUCUAUAAACGUUGGAACUCAAAAAGUACAACUGAGAAACUAAAAGGUGCUAACCCAAGUAAAAACAUUGAUUUGACCAUGUUUCCCGCCGAAAAUAUUAGAAAUUUCAGUAUUAUUGCACAUAUUGACCAUGGCAAGAGUACUUUGGCAGACAGGUUACUUGAAUCAACAAAUACAAUCUCAGCAACUGGAUCAAACAAACAAGUGUUGGAUAAAUUAAAAGUUGAGCGAGAACGUGGCAUUACAGUCAAAGCACAAACAGUAUCCAUGUUCUACAACUAUAAAGGAAAAAACUAUUUAUUGAAUCUGAUUGAUACACCGGGACAUGUUGAUUUUAGCUAUGAAGUAUCUCGAUCAUUAGCAGCAUGCCAAGGCACACUUUUACUUGUGGAUGCAGCACAAGGUAUUCAAGCACAAACAGUGGCUAAUUUCUAUUUAGCCUUUGGUGAAGGGCUAGAAAUCAUACCCGUCUUGAAUAAAAUUGAUCUUCCAGGAGCAGAACCUGAACGUGUCAAGAAACAAAUUCAAAGUGCAUUUGAGCUAGACACAAGCUCGAUUUUACAAAUAUCGGCUAAAUCAGGCAUUCAUAUUGACCAAGUGUUACCCAACGUGAUUGAGAAAGUACCACCGCCCAUUGGACAGAUAGAUAAACCUUUCCGAGCAUUGUUGUUUGAUUCAUGGUAUGAUAAAUAUGUAGGUGUGGUCUGUAUGUUGGGUAUGAAGGAUGGUGUGAUUCGAAAGGGUGAUAAAGUGAUAUCUGCUUACUCAGGCACAAAAUAUGAAGUGACUGAAGUAGGUAUCAUGCAUCCAGAACAAGUACCUACUGGUUAUCUACAUGCAGGUCAAGUAGGCUAUAUUGUAUGCGGCAUGAAAAGUGCCUCUGAAGCCCACAUUGGUGAUACAUUUUAUCAUGUGGGAUCCAAUGUGGAAGUAUUGCCUGGCUUUCAACCUGCUCAAUCAAUGGUGUUUGCUGGUAUUUUCCCGGUGGAUACCAAUGAUUUUCGCAAAUUAGACGACAAUAUCAAGAAAUUAACACUGAAUGAUGCUAGUGUCACUGUACACAAAGAAACAAGUCAUGCAUUAGGACAAGGUUGGAGACUAGGUUUUCUUGGUACAUUACAUAUGGACGUGUUUCGACAACGUUUAGAGAAUGAAUAUGAUGCCAACAUUAUUGUCACACAACCGACUGUACCUUACAAAGUGGUUUAUCGAGAUGGAAGUUCGAAACUAGUGAGAAAUCCUGCUGACUUCCCAGACCAUGAAGAACGAUCUUUUAAGGUAGCUAAACUACAAGAGCCUAUGGUAUUAGCCACCUUGAUUUUCCCUGAUGAAUAUAUGGGAAAAUUAAUUGAGCUGUGUGGGUCCCGUAGAGGUGAACAACUUGAAUAUGUUUAUGUUGAUGAAACACGUGUCAUGAUGAAAUACAGACUACCACUGGCGGAAGUUGUUACUGACUUUUAUGAUGAAUUAAAGAGUCGAUCUUCAGGCUAUGCUUCAUUUGAUUAUGAAGAAGGAGGAUAUGAAGACAGUGAUUUAGUCAAAAUGAGUGUACUUUUAAAUUCAAAACCAGUAGAUGCGUUAUCUGUCAUUCUUCAUCGCUCUCAAGUCGAAUUUGUUGGGCGAGACUGGGUCAAACGUCUAAAGGGUGUGAUUCAAAGACAGUUAUUUGACGUCUCAAUUCAGACUGCAUUAGGAACAAAGAUUAUUGCUAGAGAAACUGUUUCGGCCUUACGAAAGAAUGUUACAGCUAAAUGUUAUGGUGGUGAUGUUUCUCGAAAAAUGAAAUUAUUACAAAAACAAAAAGAAGGCAAGAAACGAAUGAAAAUGAUUGGCAAUGUUGAGCUCCCUCAAAAAGCAUUUUAUGACUUUAUGGACAAGAGUAAAGCUAACUAAGUUGAUGUCAUAAUGGAUGCAGUAUAGAUUGUGUAAUAAAAGGUUGACAUGUGCUACAAUAUUGAACUCAAAUUAGU